Polypterus senegalus (gray bichir) is the source of this 3058-nucleotide messenger RNA. RefSeq names its product basic helix-loop-helix family, member e41 (gene bhlhe41). Gene Ontology annotation, molecular function: protein dimerization activity; RNA polymerase II cis-regulatory region sequence-specific DNA binding; DNA-binding transcription factor activity, RNA polymerase II-specific. Gene Ontology annotation, biological process: anterior/posterior pattern specification; circadian regulation of gene expression; regulation of neurogenesis. Bases 488 to 1780 code for a protein of 430 amino acids. Gene Ontology annotation, cellular component: nucleus. The record is from RefSeq and is a predicted model, not a curated record. The transcript has 5 exons. NCBI's taxonomy places the organism in Eukaryota, Metazoa, Chordata, Cladistia, Polypteriformes, Polypteridae.
CAUUCAGGUCCAGCCUAUGGCACCGCAGGUGGACGCCGCAGCCCUGUCUCCUGCUCAGAGCGACUGCUUUCAAGGCCAGACCGCCCGAGGAGACUCUAUCGGAACACCACAGGGGGUUUGCUUAGCAAACACGCAAAAGACAGACUGCUGGGAUUAUGUAAGCACGCACACGAGUGCGAGCCUCGCUUUAAUUAUCCCCUAAUUACCAGCGGGAGAGUUGGUGCAUUCCGCACGUGAGCGGGGUGCUGGUCGGUGUGGUGACGCGCGUGCGCCUUGCGAACACAAAACUGGUUGCAAAGUGGCAGUAGAGAGCGAGAGAACUGGAAAUCAUUAUAAAGUGUGAGGCCGCUGCACGUACAGCUGCCUGGUUGUCUUCUGCUUUACCAGACGUCACUUUUUUCCUGUUAAAUUCUGGAAUAAAAAAAAAAAACCAAAAACAAACAAACAAACAAAGAAGAAGUCAACCCGCCGUAAACAGGACUACGUUAUGGACGAAGGGAUUUCUCGUCUGCAAGACAGACAGUUUUUGGAUCACGCAGAUUUUCUUGGGGUGGAAUAUUCUUCGUUGUACAUGUGCAAGCCGAAAAGAGGCAUGAAGAGAGAAGAGAAUAAGGAAGCCUACAAGCUACCCCACAGAUUGAUAGAGAAGAAAAGACGCGACCGGAUCAAUGAAUGUAUCGCCCAGCUGAAAGAUUUGCUUCCAGAGCACCUGAAACUGACGACGCUCGGGCACCUGGAGAAAGCAGUGGUCUUGGAGCUAACCCUGAAGCACUUGAAAGCGUUGACAUCAGUCACGGAACAGCAGCACCAGAAGAUCAUUGCUUUACAGACUGGGGACCGCGCAAUGAAAGGCGCCCUUCAGCCUGACCUGGACGCUUUCCACUCGGGCUUUCAAACCUGUGCCAAAGAAGUCCUGCAGUACCUUAACCGCUUCGAGAACUGGACCUCCAGGGAGCAGAGAUGCGUGCAGCUCAUGAAUCAUUUGCACAAACUUUCGGCGCAGAUCGUGCCCGCCGCCACCUCCACCCCCCUGGUGGUGCCCCCGCAGGUGUCGGCGGGCAGUAAAGGCCCCCCCGCCCAAGAACACAAGCAGCCCAAGCUGGAGGCGCAGACUAACUGCGUACCGGUGAUCCAGAGGACUCACAACGGUGAACUCAACGAAAAUGACACAGACACCGACAGCGGCUACGGUGGCGAGACAGAGAAGUACGAUGGCAAAGCGCAGGAGUGUAAGGGUGGAAAUCCCCCCGGGGUGAAACGCGUGAAAGUGAAGCAGGAGUUUGGCGAUGAGACCCCCAUCAAAAAAAUGAAAGUGGACUCCUCCGGGGGGACUGGGCUGACAGCGGACACGAUUGGCAGGUCCGACGUGUCUCUGCUCAACUCCCUGGUGGGACUUGGCGGCGUUCCUUUCGGACAGCAAACACCCUUCUGCCUGCCAUUCUAUUUUAUAUCUCCCUCGGCGGCCGCAGCCUACAUGCCUUUUUUGGACAAAGCCAGUCUGGAGAAGUACUUAUACCCUGCCGCCGCCACCUCGGCGAACCCGUUCCCGCUCCUCUACCCAGGAAUCCCCGCUCACGCUGCCGCAGCCGCCUUCCCCGGGUUGUCGGCGGCGCUGUCCCCAGAGAAGGGCUGUCCAGUGUCCGCAUUGCUGUCGCAGAGAACGGGCACCCCAUCACCUGGUGUCGCGGCGCCAUCAUCUCCCACAGACAAUGACCUGCACAUGGACAGUGACAGCAGCCGCUCGCAAGAAUCUCUCAAGUCGGAGAACGAUGGCACUUAAAGCCAAACAGUAUGCCUCCAACGAGAUGUCAGAAGUGCUUACUAACCGUGUUACGCACAACCUCACCACCUCGCGUUUGUGUGUUUUAUGUUUCCUUUCACGUUACAUGUGGUUGUAGUUUGUUGAAAUAUUCCCUUCUUCAGUUAACACGGCUCAAAUAUCAAUGAACAUGUUAGGGAUUCUCGAUCUCAUUUGACGUAAUAUAUUGUUUAUCCUGCCCAGUUGUGUACACACAAUAUGAUCAUUUUAUAAGCGAGUGCUGAGAUUGCAGUUUUUAAAAGGAAAAAAAAAAUCAUAUUUUAACCAAUGUUUGUGCACUGCUAUUCAACAUGCAGGAAAAGAAACGGUGACUUUAUUUAUGAAGGCAAAAAUGAACUUAUCAGCACCUUAUUGCAAUUUUUCAAUGAAUGUAUUAAACGAUAUUACUGAUUGUUUUGUAAAAGCAAAGAAAACAUACCUGCCACUUUGUUUGUUUUUUUUUCUCCAAGGUAAAAUAUAUUUGUUAACACACCGCUUUUUGAGACACAGUGUGUCUCUUUUAUCUGUACAAUACUUUUUUUUUUAACGUUUUUGGAAAAUACCAAUGCACUGAGCCUUGUCAGCAAAUAUUGCUUUUCCCGAUUAAAACAACAAAAAAAAAAUCAUUUUAAUAGAAAGACUAAACAGUAUUACUUUGCCAAGUGCAUUUUGCAGUAAGCUUUGGUCUCUGGUUUUUAAUAUGAUGCUUUUCUUUAAUUGGCACUAAAGAAUUAAAAAAAUAAAAGCCCCUCUCCACUUAGGAGAUCUCCUCAGUGAGAUAUUUAUAGGUUGUUGCCAAGGUAGCACUGGUGAGUGGUUGCACUAGUAGGUUAUGUAAGAGAGGAGAUUCAAGUCUUGCUAUGAAUAUACUGUAUAUGGGAAAAGCUCUGGUCAAUUUAUUUUUUCUAUCUAACUCUGCUUUUCUUGCUGUUUUGUGGCCUAUACAUUCAAUCAAUGUCAUAUUUGCCUAUAUAAAAGAUGGGGUGUUUGUACAUACAAUAGGCAUAAAAUGGUAUAUGUCCAAGGUAUUUGUUGUAGGGGAAGAAAUAUAUAUAUAUAUUUGGAUUUUUAAAGACUUUAAUAGAGCAUAUGUUGCACUUAAUUGUUAGAGUGCUUAAAGCUUAUGGUGUCCUAAAGUAUAAAAAUAUAUAAUAAAAAAUCAUCAGGAAAACAUCAAAUGCAGGCUACAAGUGUUUGUUAAUGUGAUGUUAUGAGUUCAUGGUGACUUUUUGGGUGUUUUAUAAAAGUCCUUGUCAAAUG